AUGGCUUAUUCUAAUCGAAAUGAAAGAAAAGGAACAAGAAUAGUUCUUGCAUUAAUCAAGAUAUCGUGCUAUGAUGACAUUCAACAUCCAACUAGUAGUGAAAAUUCACUAACAACACAACAUUCAACAUCCUAUGUUCCUGAAUCAAAAAAAAGAAAAUAUUCAAAAUAUAGUGAUAAUGAUAAUCAACAUAGAAGUAUUCUUGUUCCAUCGAUUGGAUUUGAUAUAUCAACAUAUCAAAUGCGUAGUGUUCUUCCGUCGAUAAGUAAUUCGAUAAAUUUAACAAAUUCAUUAUUCAAACAAGAAGAUAUAUUACCAUCACUAAAUACAUAUCGUUAUGAUAAUGAUGAUCUUAUUGAAACAAAUAGUCUACCAAGUAUUAAUUCAUUUAUGAACAAAAAAUAUCUUCUUUAA
Molecule: messenger RNA, 414 nt
Organism: Rotaria sordida
Lineage: Eukaryota; Metazoa; Rotifera; Eurotatoria; Philodinida; Philodinidae
Source: the annotation of a GenBank genome assembly